Lacerta agilis (Sand lizard) is the source of this 3070-nucleotide messenger RNA. RefSeq names its product COPI coat complex subunit beta 2 (gene COPB2). The record is from RefSeq and is a predicted model, not a curated record. Lineage: Eukaryota; Metazoa; Chordata; Lepidosauria; Squamata; Lacertidae. Gene Ontology annotation, cellular component: COPI vesicle coat. Gene Ontology annotation, biological process: endoplasmic reticulum to Golgi vesicle-mediated transport; intra-Golgi vesicle-mediated transport; intracellular protein transport. Gene Ontology annotation, molecular function: protein binding; structural molecule activity.
GCUCUCGCGUUGCUUUCCGGCUUCUCGCGGGAACCGCCGCAGCCGGAAGCUCCACGUCGGUGAAUUGGGCUGUGAGGGAGAACGGGAGCGUCGGUGGCCGCAGCCCGGACUGCAUGAGCCAGAGCCAUGCCUCUUCGACUUGACAUAAAGCGUAAGCUAACAGCUCGAUCUGAUCGAGUGAAGAGUGUGGACUUGCAUCCCACAGAGCCAUGGAUGUUAGCUAGCCUUUACAACGGUAGUGUCUGUGUUUGGAACCAUGAAACACAGACAUUAGUGAAGACUUUUGAAGUAUGUGACCUACCAGUGAGAGCAUCUAAAUUUGUGGCAAGAAAAAACUGGGUUGUCACAGGAGCUGAUGACAUGCAGAUUCGGGUUUUCAACUACAACACUUUGGAAAGGGUUCACAUGUUUGAAGCACACUCAGAUUAUAUCCGCUGCAUUGCUGUGCAUCCUACACAACCUUUCAUUCUAACUAGCAGUGAUGACAUGCUUAUUAAGCUGUGGGACUGGGAUAAAAAAUGGUCCUGUUCUCAAGUGUUUGAAGGGCACACUCAUUAUGUGAUGCAGAUUGUCAUAAAUCCUAAGGAUAAUAAUCAGUUUGCUAGUGCCUCCUUGGACAGAACAAUCAAGGUGUGGCAGCUUGGUUCUUCGUCACCCAACUUCACUUUGGAAGGCCAUGAGAAAGGCGUAAAUUGCAUUGAUUACUACAGUGGAGGUGAUAAGCCAUACCUAAUUUCAGGAGCUGAUGACCGCCUUGUAAAGAUCUGGGACUAUCAGAAUAAAACAUGUGUGCAAACUCUUGAGGGUCACGCACAAAAUGUGUCCUGCGUUAGUUUCCACCCUGAGCUUCCCAUCAUCAUCACAGGCUCUGAAGAUGGAACUGUUCGGAUUUGGCAUUCAAGCACUUACCGUUUGGAAAGUACUCUGAACUAUGGCAUGGAAAGGGUGUGGUGGGCAAGCCUGAGAGGAUCAAAUAAUGUGGCUCUGGGAUAUGAUGAAGGUAGCAUCAUUGUUAAGCUUGGCCGUGAAGAGCCAGCCAUGUCAAUGGAUGCUAAUGGCAAGAUAAUUUGGGCUAAGCAUUCAGAAAUUCAGCAAGCUAAUCUGAAAGCAAUGGGGGAUGCUGAAAUCAAAAAGGGAGAGAGACUGCCACUUGCUGUGAAAGAUAUGGGCAGCUGUGAAAUAUAUCCUCAGACUAUUCAGCACAAUCCCAAUGGGCGGUUUGUAGUAGUGUGUGGGGAUGGUGAAUACAUCAUUUACACAGCUAUGGCAUUGAGAAACAAAAGUUUUGGUUCUGCUCAGGAGUUUGCAUGGGCACAUGAUUCUUCAGAGUAUGCAAUCAGGGAAAGCAACAGCAGUGUCAAGAUAUUUAAAAACUUCAAAGAGAAGAAGUCUUUUAAACCUGACUUUGGAGCAGAAGGCAUGUAUCUAUGGCGGUUUUUACUUGGUGUCCGAUCUGUCAAUGGCCUGGCAUUUUACGACUGGGAAAAUACAGAAUUGAUACGCAGAAUUGAAAUCCAGCCCAAACAUAUUUUCUGGUCUGACUCUGGUGAGCUCGUCUGCAUAGCCACUGAAGAAUCUUUCUUCAUUCUAAAGUACCUUUCUGAAAAAGUUGCAGCCCAAGAGACACAUGAGGGAGUCACUGAAGAUGGCAUUGAAGAUGCCUUUGAGGUUCUUGGUGAAAUUCAAGAGAUUGUGAAAACGGGGUUGUGGGUAGGCGACUGUUUUAUUUACAGUUCUGUGAACAGGCUGAACUACUAUGUUGGAGGAGAAAUCGUCACCAUUGCACAUUUGGACCGGACAAUGUAUUUACUUGGAUAUAUCCCCAAAGACAACAGACUUUACCUUGGUGACAAAGAACUGAACAUAGUGAGUUACUCCUUGCUAGUCUCGGUGCUAGAGUAUCAGACUGCCGUGAUGAGGAGAGACUUCAGUAUGGCUGACAAAGUUCUUCCCACAAUUCCAAAGGAACAGAGGACCAGAGUUGCACACUUCCUUGAGAAGCAGGGCUUCAAACAGCAAGCCCUCGCAGUAUCUACAGACCCAGAACACCGCUUUGAGCUUGCUCUUCAGCUUGGUGAACUUAAGAUUGCAUAUCAGCUUGCAGUGGAAGCAGAGUCUGAGCAGAAGUGGAAGCAGCUGGCUGAGCUUGCUAUCAGUAAAUGCCAGUUUGGCCUUGCCCAAGAGUGCCUGCACCAUGCACAAGACUGGGGCUUACUGCUGUUGGCCACAGCUUCAGGAAAUACCAGCAUGGUGAACAAGCUGAAGGGGCAGAAAAAUGGGAAGAACAAUGUCGCAUUUAUGAGCUACUUCCUGCAAGGAAAGCUUGAUAGUUGUCUUGAGCUGUUGAUUAAAACCGGACGCUUACCAGAAGCUGCUUUCCUAGCACGAACCUAUUUGCCGAGCCAAGUUUCAAGGGUUGUAAAACUGUGGAGAGAAAAUCUCUCUAAAGUCAACCAGAAAGCUGCAGAAUCGCUGGCCGAUCCCACAGAAUGAAACUUGUUCCCCGGAUUAAAGGAAGCUUUUGUUGCUGAAGAAUACAUCAAGGCAACACAAACUGAUUUGCGGCCAGCCAAUAAAUAUCCCCUAGUCACUCCAAAUGAAGAGAGAAACAUACUGGAAGAAGCUAAAGGUUUCACACACAAAAAUGAGGGGAAGCAUUGCAGGUUAGGAGAUUCAGAAGAGGAAGAACUAGUUCCUAAGCCUGUGAUAGUGCCUCCGGUUGCAGGGAAGGACCCAAUUGAAACAAAAGAUGAAAAGGCAUUAUUGGAGCUGGAUGAAGACUUGGAUAACUUAGACCUGGAGGAUAUUGAUACUACCGAUAUUAAUUUGGAUGAAGAGAUGUCUGACUGAAUUUUUUUAAUGACCAAAUUUCUUUCCCUAAACUUCAUUUACUGCAGUCUUCAUGGUGGAAAGAAGCUUGGUUUUAUAUGCAAGCUGGAUCAAGUAAGUAGGGUUAGACCUGUAAAAUGCAUUGAAGUAUCUAUUUCUGUUGUGUAGAACUCCUUAGAUACUAUGCCAAGCUCUUGUCACAUGAAGACCAUGCCUUGUAAUAAAUGUCUUUUAAAAUGUA